Sapajus apella (tufted capuchin) is the source of this 2612-nucleotide messenger RNA. RefSeq names its product NLR family pyrin domain containing 10 (gene NLRP10). The record is from RefSeq and is a predicted model, not a curated record. The transcript has 2 exons. Lineage: Eukaryota; Metazoa; Chordata; Mammalia; Primates; Cebidae. Gene Ontology annotation, cellular component: cytoplasm. Gene Ontology annotation, biological process: positive regulation of inflammatory response. Bases 253 to 2322 code for a protein of 689 amino acids.
UACAAACACAGUCACAUGUCACCUGACAAAGAGGCAGAGGGGAAUAACUAGGAAAAUUCCCCUGCUAUCUCAUCUGCUCACCUUUCUUGGAGCUUUGUCGGAAUAUCUCGUCUCCCUGGCCUCUACUCUGCAGCUUGACAAGACCCAGAAAGCAGGGCGGGCCUCUCAGCAGUGGAUCUCUCCUUUUGCCUCCUUCUCCAGGUCACUGGUCUGCUGGUGUGGACUCGAUCCUUCCCCCAGAUCACCAUAGCCAUGGCCAGAAACCCCCGGAAGGCAUUGCUCUGGGCCUUGAGUGACCUUGAGGAGAAAGAUUUCAAGAAGUUAAAGUUUUACUUACGGGAUAUGACCCUGUCUGAGGGCCAGGCCCCACUGGCCAGAGGGGAGUUGGAGGGCCUGAUUGCAGUGGACCUGGCAGAAUUAUUGAUUUCAAAGUAUGGAGAAAAGGAGGCUGUGAAAGUUGUGUUUGAGAUCUUGAAGGCCAUGAACCUGUUGGAACUUGUGGACCAGCUCAGGCACAUUUGUCUGCAUGAUUACAGAGAAAUAUACCGAGAACAUGUGCGCUACCUAGAGGAGUGGCAGGAAGUGGGAGUCAACGGCAGAUACAACCAGGUGCUCCUGGUGGCCAAGCCCAGCUCAGAGAGCCCAGAGUCACCUGCCUGUCCCAUCACCCUGGAGCAGGAGCUGGACUCUGUCAUGGUGGAGGCUCUAUUUGAUUCGGGGGAAAAGCCCUCCCUGGCCCCAUCCUUAGUUGUGCUAGAGGGAUCUGCUGGCAGUGGAAAGACAACUCUCUCCAGAAAAAUUGUGUUGGACUGGGCCGCCGGUACUAUGUACCCAGGCCGUUUUGAUUAUGUCUUUUAUGUAAGCUGCAAAGAAGUGGUCCUGCUGCUGGAGAGCAAACUGAAUGAACUCCUUUUCUGGUGCUGCGGGGACAAUCAAGCCCCCGUCACAGAGAUUCUGGGGCAGCCAGAGCGGCUCCUCUUCAUCCUGGAUGGCUUUGAUGAGCUGCAGAGGCCCUUUGAAGAAAAGUUGAAGAAGAGGGGUUCCAGUCCCAAGGAGGGCAUCCUGCACCUUCUAAUUAGGAGACGUACACUCCCCACAUGCUCCCUUCUCAUCACCACCCGGUCCCUGGCUUUGAGGAAUCUGGGACCCUUGCUGAAACAAGCACGCCAUGUCCAUAUCCUAGGCUUCUCUGAGGAGGAGAGGGGGAGGUACUUCAGCUCCUAUUUCAUGGAUGAGAAGCAAACUGACCGUGCCUUCAAAAUUGUACAAAAAAAUGACAUUCUCUACAAAGCAUGUCAGGUUCCAGGGAUUUGCUGGAUGGUCUGCUCCUGGCUGAAGCAGCAGAUGGAGAAAGGUGAAGCUGUCUUAGAGACACCCAGAAACAGCACUGACAUCUUCAUGGCCUAUGUCUCCACCUUCCUGCUGCCCGAUGACGAUGGGGGCUGCUCUGAGUCUUCCCGGCACAGGGUCCUGAUGAGUCUGUGCUCCCUGGCUGCUGAAGGGAUUCAGCACCAGAGGUUCCUAUUUGAAGAAGCUGAGCUCAGGAAACAUAAUUUAGAUGGCCCCAGGCUCGCCGCUUUCCUGAGUAGCAAUGACUACCAGUUGGGACUUGCCAUCAAGAAGUUCUAUAGCUUCCGCCACAUCAGCUUCCAGGAGUUUUUUUAUGCCAUGUCCUUCCUGAUGAAAGAGGACCAAAGCUGGCUGGGGAAAGAGUCCCGCAGAGAAGUGCAAAGGCUGCUGGAGGUAAAAAAGCAGGAAGGAAAUGAUGAGAUGACCCUCACUAUGCAGUUUUUAUUGGACAUAUCGAAAAAAGACAGCGUCUCCAACUUGGAGCUCAAGUUCUGCUUCAGAAUAUCUCCCUGUAUAGCACAGGAUCUGAAGCAUUUUAAAAAGCAAUUGGAAUCUAUAAAGCAGAAGAGGCCCUGGGAUUUGGAAUUCUCCAUGUGUGAAGCUAAAAUAAAGAAUCUGGUAAAAGGUAUUCAGAUGAAUGAUGUAUCAUUCAAGAUAGCACAUUCAAAUGAAAAGAAAUCCCAGAGCCAGAAUUCAUUUUCUGUUAAAACCAGAUUGAGUCAUGGACAGAAAGAGAAGCAAAAAUGUCCUCUUGUGGGCAAAGAUAAUAUAGCAGGAACACAAAAGGAGUCUUCUACUGGAAAAGGCAGAGGGACUGAGGAACCAGACGAAGAGGUUAGGUGCAGUGGGAUGGGAAGCAGAGAAAUGGGGACAAUUGUGCUGAAAGGUUGGAGGAAUGAAUGGGUGAAGGGUCAGGAAGAUGGGGAAAGACAGACAGACUUAAAAAGGUUGGAGAGAGGAGAAUCAGACUAAUGGGUACUAGAAGGAGUGAAGGACAAAGGAACGAAUAGAAAAGAGAAUUAGAUUAGAGAGGAUCGGAUGACAUUAACAUAGGACCUGGGUAAAUGUGCAAUGAGUUCUUAGGAACAGCCCCAUGUACUACCAAGGUCUCAAGUGCCCUCCCCAGAGGCUGUUUAUAACUUCCUACAGUAUAGAGUACAGUUUCCAUAGCUCCUCAUUAUCAUUAACAUGUUAAUGUUAAUGACCAACCAUUUGGUUCUGACAUUUGACACUUUCCUAUUCAAUAAACUAUUUCCUGCUUA